Messenger RNA from Blepharisma stoltei, 3177 nucleotides. Lineage: Eukaryota; Ciliophora; Heterotrichea; Heterotrichida; Blepharismidae. The record is from the annotation of a GenBank genome assembly.
AUGAAAAGUAAUUCUUUAAGCUACUCAUCUCCUGGGCGUCGCUCACUUCAAUUCUCUAAUGAUCAUGACCCAAAUACCCAGCUAUCUCGCGCUCACCGUCGUUCAAUGAGCCCCAAUUAUAUGUCUCCUACAGUAAGCACUCUGGGCAUAGAAUUUUCUGAAGACUAUUUUUUUGGUUGCAGUGUAUGUGGUACCAAAGCCAUUGAAACCUCAAUAGAAGGCUCAUUCCAUGAAAGCCCUCCAAAAAUUCGGCCUAGCAAUAAGUUCGACACUGCAGAAAACUGCACAGAGAAUUCAAAUUCUUAUUCAAAACUGGUCAAAGUAGUAAAAAGAAAUUCAAUUGGCGAUAAAAACGAGGUCGCUGAAAUAAAGAAAAAAAUUAUUGAGACUAAUUCUAAGCCAGAAGAGUGGGAUUCUGACGUUGAUCGAUCAUUUAAAAUCAUUGAAGAAGACCCAGCCAAUGAAGAUGGGGUAGUCAUAAAUGAAAUUCAUUAUAAAGAAGUGUACCCAGCCCCCAAAACGGAGCUGACAGCUUUAAAUUAUAAAGAAGCCAAAUCAGUUCAAGAGUCGUUUUACUACAACCCUGCUGCUAUUGAAAAUGUAAAAGAAGAAGAAAGGAAAAGGGUUGUAAUCCGAAGAGCUGAAUACUCAAAUAGGACUAAAGGAGUCUGCAAGUCAAUGGUAGCUACUAUUUCAAAUGCAGAUGAUAUAAAAAAUGAUAAUAUUAAAGAAAAAAUCAAUAAAGAGAGGCAAAAACUUGAAGAGCUAAAUAGAGAACGGCAGCGACUUGAAGAGCUCCAGGAAAAGAAAAGUGAUUUGAUUACUCCUAAAAAACUAAAGUCAUCUUCUUACAGUGUAGAAAGAAGCACUGGUGGAAGAAAAGAAAAUGAUAACUACAUUGCGGUAAGAGAAAACGCAAGGAAAACAACUCCAAGUCGAGCAGAUCUAGCAAAGAAAAAUGGUGCAUCAACACCAAGAAAUGAAAUUAGGACUCCAAGAUCUCAAGCAGCACAAAGAAGUGAGCAAGAUGAAGUAAAAACUGAUCCGUUUGAAUAUAAGAGAAAUGAGAAGCCAGGAGCUGAAAUAACAACCCCAAGGAGCCAAACAACUUCUAAAAAUGAGCAACAACAAGAUGAAACACGAAGCCAAGCCUCAAAAAGAUUAGACGAAUCUAAAGGCCAGAUCCUUGAUGAUUCCAAAUCGGACAUAAAAACACCAAGGUCUCAAAUAUCCAUAAAAGAAGAUGCUAAAAAUGACUCAUUUACAUUGCAAAGGGGAGGAGAAAAAACAAAGUCAAUAAAGCAGUCAAUAAUUGAACAAAUGUCAAACAAAGAUAAAAAAUCUAAUAAAGAUUUAAGCUUUUCUUCAAAGAAAAGCGUCUGCAGUGCUCAAGAGUAUCAGCAUACAAAGUCAGAUAUAGGAGAAGAUGAUUUAAGUUCAUUAAAAUCAAUGCCAAUUUCACAAGCAAUAGAAGAAAUAUAUCUUUUGAGUAUAAUCAUUAUGCCUGCAUUAUAGAAAAUAAUAUUACUGAUAAUAUUUUAAAGAAUAUAUAAAGGUAUAUAUGAAAUGAAAAACCCAGAAAUUGUGGUAGAUAGCACCAUCAAUAUAUUUAAAGAUGAAGAAAAUAUACAAAAAUCUACCUCAAGCCAAGAAAAAGUUGGUAAAGAUUCACCAAAAUUCCCAGUUGAGGAUAUAAAAGGUGGGGAAAAUGAGAAAAGUCAAAUAGAGUAUUCUGUAGAAGAAGAAAUAGUUGAAAUUGAGCAACCCCAAGCCAUUGUAAAAAAACCUGAAAAAGUCAAAGUCAGGGGCGGAAAAAGCACAGGGCUGCCUGGAAGAUCUUAUGAGCCAGUCUUAGGAAAUAGAAGAAGUCCUGAAAGUCCAGAAAACAGCGAAGGAGUCAUAAGAGUGAAAGGAAAUCUUAUAGGAAGCUCAAAAGCUGACUCAGAAUUAUCUAGAGAAGAAUCAAAAAUAAUAGAAAAUUCCCCAUAUGGGAAUACAUUGAGUAUAAUAACCAGCCCAAUUAAAGACGAUUCCAUUGUAUGUGAAGACCAAAUCAUUUUGACUGAGCAGUCUCCUACAAAAAUAGAAUCAAGCGAAAAUCCUUCUGAGAUGACUACCGAUUCUCCUACAAAGAUAUUACUUCAAAGCAGUAAAUCAAAGCAAGAAGCUUCGCCAGCCAAAAGUUCUGGCUCAAAACAUUCAUCUCCAGCUAAAUCUCAAGAUUCUAGCUCAAAAAAUUCGACACCUCUUGGAAAUUCUCCAAAUAGUUCGCCAUCAGCCAAACUGUCUCCAUUAUCACAGUCUCCAAUGCCUGAAGACAUUGAAGAGCCUAUAAGAGAUGAAAGUUUUGACAAUAAAAGCCAAACUUCUGUAAAAUCCCAGUACUCUUCUAAAUCAAAAAAUGAUGAUAAAAAGUCGCAGACCUCUUCUAAGUCAAAAAAUGAAGACUCAAAGUCUCAGACCUCUUCUAAGUCAAAAAAUGAAGACUCAAAGUCUCAGGUCUCAUCUCAGUCAAAAAAUGAAGAGUCGAAAUCUCCUAAAAUGUAUGCAAAUCAGUCACCAAUUUCUAGAAAGAGUGAGAAUUCAGAAAAUAAACAUGAAAUCUCUGAAGGCUCCAAUGAAAUUUUAAUUGAAGAACAUUCAGAACCAGAGCUCCAGCAGAGGGGAACAGGAGAAUUCCCAGAAAAUGAGCAAGCUUAUCCUUUUAAAGACGCCUUAUCUGAAAAUUACAGUCAAGAAACCCAAGAAAUGCUUCAUUUUAAACCUCAUAAUAUAGACCAGCGACAAUACCGCCAGCCAAGCUUCGGAGAAAAUCAAGAAGACUUUGUAGACGCCAGCAGCAUAAACGUAGAAAGAGCUUCAUCCCCUGCGCUGUCAUUAGAAUCUGGAGGCAAAAAAUCAAAAAUUCAUUACAAUACCUUUGAUUCUAUAAGAGAAGAGCAUGUACAAUAUGAAAAUGAAUACGAGUCAAGCUUAGAUGAAUAUUCAGGACAGAACCCUAAUGAGAAAUCAACACAGACUAGGAAUUCUUCUGGAGGAAACAUAGAAAUUACUGAAGUGAGAAUCCAUCAAAUGCUAGCCCUGCUAUGUGAUGAUAAAAUUCUUAAAGGGCUAAGGAUGAUAGGAGGCUUUGCGCAGUAUUUUGAAGAGCAUGGCCAUGAAUUUCUAAACAGAUAA